AUAAUUAAGCGGUAAAUAAAUGUAAAGAAAUAAGGAGAAUUGAUGAAAGUCUUAUAUGAAAAGCAAGGCGUGGAGGAAGUCGAGGGUUUAGAGAGUUGUCAACACCAGCGGAGCGGGUCACUAUGGGUCAAAGCCAGAGUAGUGGUUCAGGGGGAGGGGGGCAGGGAGGAGAUGACAAGAAAGACAAAAAGAAAAAGUACGAGCCUCCGGUACCUACCCGUGUUGGGAAGAAGAAGAGGAAAAUGAAGGGACCAGAUGCUGCAAACAAGUUGCCUCUUGUAACGCCACAUACACGUUGCCGCCUCAAAAUGUUGAAACUGGAGCGCAUCAAGGACUACUUGCUAAUGGAAGAGGAAUUUAUUCGUAACCAAGAAACUCUUAGGCCUCAAGAGGAGAAGCAGGAGGAGGAGAGGAGCAAGGUGGAUGAUUUGCGAGGUACUCCCAUGAGUGUAGGAACCCUGGAAGAAAUCAUUGACGAUAACCAUGCAAUCGUCUCCACAAGUGUGGGCUCGGAGCAUUAUGUCUCCAUUCUCUCCUUUGUAGAUAAGGAUCAGCUUGAACCUGGAUGUUCAGUGCUACUCAAUCAUAAGGUACAUGCUGUUGUUGGAGUUCUGAGUGAUGACACAGAUCCCAUGGUUACUGUCAUGAAGCUAGAGAAGGCACCUCAAGAAACCUAUGCAGAUAUUGGAGGUUUGGAUACACAAAUUCAGGAGAUCAAAGAAUCUGUGGAGCUUCCCCUGACUCAUCCCGAGUACUAUGAGGAGAUGGGCAUCAAGCCUCCCAAGGGAGUCAUUCUUUAUGGUCAGCCAGGCACUGGCAAAACUCUUCUGGCCAAGGCUGUAGCAAACCAGACCAGUGCUACUUUCCUCAGAGUCGUUGGCUCGGAACUUAUUCAGAAGUAUUUAGGUGAUGGUCCCAAGUUAGUUCGAGAGCUGUUCAGAGUUGCAGAAGAACAUGCUCCUAGCAUUGUUUUUAUUGACGAGAUUGAUGCCAUAGGAACUAAACGAUACGAUUCCAAUUCUGGUGGUGAGAGGGAGAUUCAGCGUACCAUGUUGGAACUCCUCAACCAGCUUGAUGGUUUUGACUCGAGAGGUGAUGUCAAGGUAAUUAUGGCAACAAAUCGUAUUGAAACUUUAGAUCCAGCUUUAAUUCGACCUGGUAGAAUUGACAGAAAGAUCGAGUUUCCUCUACCAGACGAGAAGACGAAAAGACGUAUUUUCCAGAUCCAUACCUCGCGCAUGACAUUAGCCGGUGAUGUCAACUUGGAUGAACUUAUAAUGGCCAAGGAUGACUUAUCAGGAGCUGAUAUUAAGGCAAUUUGCACAGAGGCAGGAUUGAUGGCACUAAGAGAACGACGAAUGAAAGUUACCAGCGAAGAUUUCAAGAAAUCCAAGGAGAAUGUUUUGUAUAGAAAGAAGGAAGGGACACCAGAGGGAUUGUAUCUUUAGGUCUCCAUUGGUCAAGAUCCUUAAUUGUAUAACUAUUUUUUUUGUAAUGUUUUGUAAUUACUCUUAGAAAUUAAAUGAUCAUAAUUACUUACCAUCACUUUUAAUUUUUGGUUUUCAGUAUUAUAUUGCUAACUAUUCUGGACAAAUAAUAUACAACGUGUUUUGAGGAAAAAUUAAUUAUAAUAUUUAUGAUCGAAAUAAAAUGGUGUUAUAAA
This is a messenger RNA of Procambarus clarkii (red swamp crayfish), 1663 nucleotides long. RefSeq names its product 26S proteasome regulatory subunit Rpt2 (gene Rpt2). Gene Ontology annotation, cellular component: proteasome regulatory particle, base subcomplex. Gene Ontology annotation, molecular function: ATP hydrolysis activity; proteasome-activating activity; ATP binding. Gene Ontology annotation, biological process: proteasome-mediated ubiquitin-dependent protein catabolic process. Lineage: Eukaryota; Metazoa; Arthropoda; Malacostraca; Decapoda; Cambaridae. The record is from RefSeq and is a predicted model, not a curated record.